AUGGUAUCUGUGGAAACAUUAUAUACUAUGUCGCUAUACUUUUCUCCCCAGGCGGUAGGAGCCGGAAGCUGGAAGCUGGAAGCUGGGGAGAGGUGCGUGGAACCAGGAGAAGGCUACACAACGCUGCCUUCGAGCUCAGUGAGAACCCGGAGAGGACAAUCAGAACCCGAGAGUGGAAGAGGAGAGCACUCACAGCCAGGUCCCGGGGGUGGGCCGAGCUCCUGGUCGAUUUCCAGGGUGGGAGAAGUUGCCCACGGCUCCCUGAGCCACCACCCUUCCACGCAGUCUCCCAGCUGGUAUGGCCACCCUCUCGCACCUGAGCGUCCACCUCCCCGUGGUGCACGCUUGAAGCCUCCUGAAGCAAGUGCUGGAAGCAGAAAGCAGCAGGGCCCAGUGCUGUCAACACCACCACGCACACUCAUGCCAAUCCUGGCCAGGCCUCUGGAUGGGCUGGGCUGGGCUGGGCCCCUGGCUCUGGGUGGUGAGUGCCCAGGGGUGAGAGAAACGGAGGGCCUUCUGUCCUCACAGGUGGGAAAGAGCAGAAGGCAGGAUGACCCACUUCAAAACUGGCUCUUUUCAAAGGGGUGUGGGAUGACUGGGGGGCUGCUGUAAGUGGGUCAACCUUCAUGUGCACGUUGCUGUUCCACGCUUUAAAAUGUGGCAUUAAACAUCUGUAUCCUGUUUUCAUUAGCUUGUACGACACAGUGAUGGGGACCUGCCCAGUGUUCUGAAGUAGCAAGUGUGCCCACA
Molecule: messenger RNA, 750 nt
Organism: Fukomys damarensis (Damara mole-rat)
Lineage: Eukaryota; Metazoa; Chordata; Mammalia; Rodentia; Bathyergidae
Exons: 4
Coding region: 1-612 (203 amino acids)
Source: RefSeq, a predicted model, not a curated record